Molecule: messenger RNA, 2073 nt
Organism: Oncorhynchus kisutch (coho salmon)
Lineage: Eukaryota; Metazoa; Chordata; Actinopteri; Salmoniformes; Salmonidae
Gene: grapa
Product: GRB2 related adaptor protein a
Exons: 6
Coding region: 386-913 (175 amino acids)
Molecular function (GO): protein binding
Source: RefSeq, a predicted model, not a curated record
CUAGCUCUCUUUCUCUCUCUCUCUCUCUCUUCCUCUCUCUCUCUCAUUGUGGUGAGUAGCAGUAGCAGCAGCACUAGUUGUCUCAUGGAACUCAGUCAGGCAAAUGACCAUUCUCCUCUCUCCUCUUCUCUUCUCCUUCUCUCUACUCCUCUCUCCUCCUCUCUUCUUCUCCUCUCUCCUCCUCUCUUCUUCUCCUGCUGUUUUCUCUCUGCUCAGAGGUAGUGGAAAAUAGAUUGCUCUUUCUUCUCUUCUCCUCCUCUCUUCUCCUCUCUCCUCCUCUCUUUUUCCUCUCUCCUCCUCUCUCCUCUCGUCCCCCUCUCACCCCUUGAGCUGGGGGUCAGUGGGGCUCUCUGUGUGUGAGGGAGGGGGGGGGAGAGGGUUCAGGAUGGAAGCAAUGGCUCUCUAUUCGUUCCGAGCCACGGAGGGUGAUGAGCUCAGUUUCAACAAGGAAGACGUACUUAAGAUCAUCAACAUGGAAGAUGAUCCUAACUGGUACACAGCGGAGCUCAACAACAAGAAAGGAUACGUACCCAAAAACUAUAUCAAUCUGAGACCACACGCGUGGUUCGCAGGCCGUGUAUCCAGGGGGGUUGCAGAGGGCAGAUUGAGACAGAGAGACCGCGGAGCGUUCAUCGUGAGAGAGAGCGAGAGCGCUCCAGGAGAAUUCUCCAUGUCCGUCAGUUACGGGGACCAUGUGCAGCACUUCAAGGUGCUCCAGGACAGUUACGGGGACCAUGUGCAGCACUUCAAGGUGCUCCAGGACAGGUCAGGACAGUACCUCUCUCUCUCUCCCUCACUCCGCCCCUGUCUCCCUCUAGUUACGGGGACCAUGUGCAGCACUUCAAGGUGCUCCAGGACAGGUCAGGACAGUACCUCUCUCUCUCUCCCUCACUCCGCCCCUGUCUCCCUCUAGUUACGGGGACCAUGUGCAGCACUUCAAGGUGCUCCAGGACAGGUCAGGACAGUACCUCUCUCUCUCUCCCUCACUCCGCCCCUGUCUCCCUCUAGUUACGGGGACCAUGUGCAGCACUUCAAGGUGCUCCAGGACAGGUCAGGACAGUACCUCUCUCUCUCUCCCUCACUCCGCCCCUGUCUCCCUCUAGUUACGGGGACCAUGUGCAGCACUUCAAGGUGCUCCAGGACAGGUCAGGACAGUACCUCUCUCUCUCUCCCUCACUCCGCCCCUGUCUCCCUCUAGUUACGGGGACCAUGUGCAGCACUUCAAGGUGCUCCAGGACAGGUCAGGACAGUACCUCUCUCUCUCUCCCUCACUCCGCCCCUGUCUCCCUCUAGUUACGGGGACCAUGUGCAGCACUUCAAGGUGCUCCAGGACAGGUCAGGACAGUACCUCUCUCUCUCUCCCUCACUCCGCCCCUGUCUCCCUCUAGUUACGGGGACCAUGUGCAGCACUUCAAGGUGCUCCAGGACAGGUCAGGACAGUACCUCUCUCUCUCCCUCACUCCGCCCCUGUCUCCUCUAGUUACGGGGACCAUGUGCAGCACUUCAAGGUGCUCCAGGACAGGUCAGGACAGUACCUCUCUCUCUCUCCCUCACUCCGCCCCUGUCUCCCUCUAGUUACGGGGACCAUGUGCAGCACUUCAAGGUGCUCCAGGACAGGUCAGGACAGUACCUCUCUCUCUCUCCCUCACUCCGCCCCUGUCUCCCUCUAGUUACGGGGACCAUGUGCAGCACUUCAAGGUGCUCCAGGACAGGUCAGGACAGUACCUCUCUCUCUCUCCCUCACUCCGCCCCUGUCUCCCUCUAGUUACGGGGACCAUGUGCAGCACUUCAAGGUGCUCCAGGACAGGUCAGGACAGUACCUCUCUAUCUCUCCCUCACUCCGCCCCUGUCUCCCUCUAGUUACGGGGACCAUGUGCAGCACUUCAAGGUGCUCCAGGACAGGUCAGGACAGUACCUCUCUCUCUCUCCCUCACUCCGCCCCUGUCUCCCUCUAGUUACGGGGACCAUGUGCAGCACUUCAAGGUGCUCCAGGACAGGUCAGGACAAUACUUUGUCUGGGAGGAGAUGUUCUUCUCUCUGAAUCAGAUGGUGGAGUUUUACCAUAGCAACAGC